UGCUAACUCAUUCCUCACUCCUCCUACUUUGGCACUAUCUACCCUACUCAACUAAUGUCUACCUGACAAGUCAUCCUCAUCCACUCCCUCUGCCACACAGGUCCAAUCAACGCGGGUGUGUGCUGGUAUGAGAAUGUUGUUUUAGGAUCCAAUAAUCCGCCGCUGUCUCGGGCCGCCUCCGCCUUUCCCUCCAAACCGCCCCCUAUGCUCGGGGUACAUCUAAUGGUCCAGCUGUGCUCGACGUCCCGCUUGCUGAAUUAAUUGAUUUGAUUCAUACCUUCUGUCUGGAACAGUUAUCUCUGGCUGGUGACAGCCAUAUAUCGGAUAUAUACGUGGUCCUGUGUGUGCAGUCACAGUAGCUUCUCAACAUGGACCUCUCUAAUCCGCGAUGCGAGCAUCUGGCCUCGCCUGAUAUCAAAAACUUCAUCCUCUCCAUCCUCAUCGUCUUUGGAAUCCUCCUCUCCUACACCCCCCAACAUGUCCGCAUCCUAACAAUGAAGACCUCCUUCGGUAUCUCACCGUACUUCGUCCUCCUAGGAACCACAUCUGGUUCCUCGGCACUAGCCAACGUCAUCUCGCAACAACAAAGCCUCCACGACAUGGCCUGCUGCAAGGAAGUGAACGGAAUGGGCUGUUUCGCAGGAAUUCUCGGAAUCCUCCAAGUCGGAACCCAAUGCCUUUGCUUCUUCAUCAUUCUGUUCCUCUUCGUCCUCUUCUUCCCCCGAAAUACCACCCACCUCCCCAAAUCCAGCCCAACCUACCGCACCGCCUUAACCGUCGCCGUCAUCUGCAUCCUCCACGCCGCCGUCAUGCUCAUCACCACUCUCGCCGUCGGCUACACCCGCCCUUCUUCCCUCCAAGCAUGGUCCAACUUCUGCGGCAUCCUCUCCGCCCUCCUCGCCUCCAUCCAAUACUUCCCCCAGAUCUACACCACCCUGCGACUCCGCUGCGUCGGAUCGCUUAGUAUCCCCAUGAUGUGCAUCCAAACGCCCGGCAGUCUUGUCUGGGCGGGCAGUCUCGCAGCGCGAUUAGGUCCGAAGGGGUGGAGUACCUGGGGUGUGUUGAUCGUGACUGCUUGUCUGCAGGGGACGUUGCUGUGCUUGGGUGUGUUCUUUGAGUUCCUAGGACCGAAUCGGGGACACGGUCAUGAAGGACAUGAUAAGGAUACUGUGGUUGCGAGGGGAGAGGAUGGGGAAGAGGAGGUGGCGCAUGAAGAUGAUCAGGACUUGCCGUCCGAGGAGACGCCUUUGUUGAGGGAUCAGUGAUGAACAUCUUCAUUUGUUUGGCUUUUGGAGAGUCUGAUAUGUGGUUGGUUGGUUGAUUGGUCGGUUGGUUUGAAGAUGCAAAAGCGCGAAACUGUACUUCUUCUUCUUCUGAGAUCGUCCUGUUCUGUUCACAUGCCAUGUAUAUCCUACUUACAUACCUUGCUUGGAUAGACUAUACUUCUUGGCUGCAAUGUAUCAAUCGCUGCUGGCGCAGCUGUGUAUGAUUGACUGUUCUCGGUUCCAGGCACAAACAUGAUAGAGAGAAAGGGGCGGAUAGUAUAGUAUAUAUAUUAGUAAACAAGGAAGAGAAUAAUAUAAACUCUCACAAUGAAAGGACAGGGGAAUAUAUUGAAUCACAGCAACCAAAAGCAUGUGUCGAUCCUCUUGGAACUAAUUCAUUAACUUCAUCUCAUGGAAAGCUGUCUACUGAAUGGGCCCCCCCU
Molecule: messenger RNA, 1708 nt
Organism: Aspergillus piperis CBS 112811
Lineage: Eukaryota; Fungi; Ascomycota; Eurotiomycetes; Eurotiales; Aspergillaceae
Product: PQ-loop repeat-containing protein
Exons: 3
Coding region: 369-1265 (298 amino acids)
Source: RefSeq, a predicted model, not a curated record